AUGUCGGGAAGGCAGGAUCUCAGCGAGAAGCUCGUUCAGAUCGACUCAGACUUGCACGAGCACGAGGUUGUGGUGGCCACGCUUAGGAAUCUUCCAGAAAAUAGAAGAUGUUGGCGAAUGGUGGAUUCGUGUCUUGUGGAAAUGUCGUGUAAGGAUGCUGCGGCAGCACUCUCUUCAGCCAUUACAGGAAUGAAGAAAAGCACAAAGCAAAUGUCAGAUGAGGUUGGGAAGAAGCGGGAGGAGUUCACGCAAUGGAAGCAGAAGAACAAUGUGAGGAUUGUUCGUGCCGAGUAG
Molecule: messenger RNA, 294 nt
Organism: Brettanomyces bruxellensis
Lineage: Eukaryota; Fungi; Ascomycota; Pichiomycetes; Pichiales; Pichiaceae
Exons: 2
Coding region: 1-294 (97 amino acids)
Biological process (GO): protein folding
Cellular component (GO): prefoldin complex; cytoplasm
Molecular function (GO): protein folding chaperone
Source: RefSeq, a predicted model, not a curated record